Molecule: messenger RNA, 9236 nt
Organism: Xenia sp. Carnegie-2017
Lineage: Eukaryota; Metazoa; Cnidaria; Anthozoa; Malacalcyonacea; Xeniidae
Product: mucin-3A-like
Exons: 62
Coding region: 66-8876 (2936 amino acids)
Source: RefSeq, a predicted model, not a curated record
UACAUAUAACAUAACAAACAACCUAUCUAUUUCUUGUGUGAACGUUUGAAGCGACUUUGAUUGAAAUGCUGAACGUCAUGUUUUUGUCAGCAAUACUUGUUAUUAAUGGAAUCCUUGUGGUUUCAAGUGAUCCAAUAGUACCUGAACAAAUUGAAUGCGAUGAAGGAGAACCUUUAAUUGACAGUACAUCUCCUGAUAUCAACAUAACAGUUCUACCAGAAGUGUUCAUCAACAAAUCAAGCCCAGUUAUUGUAGUCUGUGACGCGGAUAUUCCGCGCUUCCUGCCUCCUCAAAACAACUAUUCGCUAUUGCAAACGGUAAAAAUUGAUAUUCAUCUGGGAACUUUUCUACUCAAAUCUUGUGAUAAAAGUCUUGUUUCCCAAUGUAUUCAUAAAAUCAAAAAUUUCUCUGCUGGCUUACCGACCACAUUCAGCUGUACAGCUACAAAUGCAAGGAAUGAAUGUCGUUUCAAGUUUAAAGACAUUUCAAUUUUAGCACCACUAACAACUAAGCGAACCAUUGAAUGUAUUGCCCCUACUAUCAUCAGUGAAAUAAAAUCGAGUAUCAAUCAAGGUGUCAAUGAAACUACUUUAAUCCCGCUCCUUAUAAACGAAACCAAGUUUUAUUCGACAUCACUGCCAGUGAAAUUAACUAGCAAAGGACAAACAGCUUUUCCACAAACAACGGUUGAAAUAACAGCUGCUCCAAUAACUACUAACACUUCAACAGAUAUUUUACGAGCAAUUGUCCCAUCGAAGAUUUUGUCAUCAUCGCUCAUUGAACUUUCCCCUAUUACAACAACUGUGUCAUCAACAACUGAUGAAACAACAACUAUCUCGUCAGUAAACGUUUCUUCAACUGCUGCCUCACUUACACCUUCAAAAACACUAUCUUCAAAUGGUGUGCCACAUACACCAAGUAUCAAUGAAACGACCAUCAGCCCACUCCUUACAAACGAAACUAAGUUUUCUUCUACAUCACUGCCAGUACUAACAUUCACUACCUUUCAAAAAUCUAUUUUACAAACGUCGAGGAUUUUGCCAACAUCGCUUUUCGACCUUUCCUCUAUCACAACAGCUGACUCAUCAACAAUUGUCGCAAUAAAUAUCUCGUCAGUUAAUGUUUCUUCAAAAGCAGUCUCAGUCACACCUUCAAAACAGUACAGUACAACAAGUACAACACCAGCUAUAUUAAAAACAAUAAUACCAAAGAUAAAAACAACAAGUAAACCUACACAAACAGGUAUCAAUGAAACUAUUUUAAUACCGCUCCUUAUAAACGAAACAAAGUUUUCUUCAACAUCACCGCCAGUGAAAUUAACUAGCAAAGGACAAACAGCUUUUCCGCAAACAACUGUUGAAAUAACAGCUGCUCCAAUAACUACUAACACUUCAACAGAUAUUUUACGAGCAAUUGUCCCAUCGAAGAUUUUGUCAUCAUCGCUCAUCAAACUUCCCCCUAUUACAACAAAUGUAUCAUCAACAACUGAUGAAACAACAGCUAUCUUGUCACUAAACGUUUCUUCAACUGCUGCCUCACUUAAACCAUCAAGUAUCAAUGAAACGACCGUCAGCCCACUCCUUAUAAACGAAACUAAGUUUUCUUCUACAUCAGUGCCAGUACUAAGAUUCACUACCUUUCCAAAAUCUAUUUUACAAACGUCGAGGAUAUCGCCAACAUUGCUUUCCGACCUUUCCACUAUUACAACAGCUGUCUCAUCAACAAUUUUCACAAAAAAUAUCUCGUCAGUUAAUGUUUCUUCAAAAGCUGUCUCAGUCACACCUUCAAAACAGUACAGUACAACAAGUACAACACCAGCUAUAUUAAAAACAAUAAUACCAAAGAUAAAAGCAACAAGUAAACCUACACAAACAGGUAUCAAUGAAACUAUUUUAAUCCCGCUCCUUAUAAACGAAACCAAGUUUUCUUCAACAUCACCGCCAGUGAAAUUAACUAGAAAAGGACAAACAGCUUUUCCACAAACAACUGUUGAAAUAACAGCUCCUCCAAUAACUACUAAGUCUUCAACAGAUAUUUUACGAGCAAUUGUCCCAUCGAAGAUUUUGUCAUCAUUGCUCAUUGAACUUCCCUCUAUUACAACAUCUGUGUCAUCAACAACUGAUGAAACAACAAUUAUCUCGUCAGUAAACGUUUCUUCAACUGUUGCCUCACUUACACCUUCAAGUAUCAAUGAAACGACCGUCAGCCCACUCCUUAUAAACGAAACUAAGUUUUCUUCUACAUCAGUGCCAGUACUAAGAUUCACCACCUUUCCAAAAUCAAUUUUACAAACGUCGAGGAUAUUGCCAACAUCGCUUUCCGACCUUUCCUCUAUUACAACAGCUGUCUCAUCAACAAUUUUCGCAAAAAAUAUCUCAUCAGUUAAUGUUUCUUCAAAAGCUGUCUCAGUCACACCUUCAAAACAGUACAGUACAACAAGUACAACACCAGCUAUAUUAAAAACAAUAAUACCAAAGAUAAAAACAACAAGUAAACCUACACAAACAGGUAUCAAUGAAACUAUUUUAAUACCGCUCCUUAUAAACGAAACCAAGUUUUCUUCAACAUCACCGCCAGUGAAAUUAACUAGCAAAGGACAAACAGCUUUUCCGCAAACAACUGUUGAAAUAACAGCUCCUCCAAUAACUACUAACACUUCAACAGAUAUUUUACGAGCAAUUGUCCCAUCGAAGAUUUUGUCAUCAUCGCUCAUCGAACUUCCCCCUAUUACAACAAAUGUAUCAUCAACAACUGAUGAAACAACAACUAUCUUGUCAGUAAACGUUUCUUCAACUGCUGCCUCACUUAAACCUUCAAGUAUCAAUGAAACGACCGUCAGCCCACUCCUUAUAAACGAAACUAAGUUUUCUUCUACAUCAGUGCCGGUACUAAGAUUCACUACAUUUCCAAAAUCUAUUUUACAAACGUCGAGGAUUUUGCCAACAUCGCUUUCCGACCUUUCCACUAUUACAACAGCUGUCUCAUCAACAAUUUUCGCAAAAAAUAUCUCGUCAGUUAAUGUUUCUUCAAAAGCUGUCUCAGUCACACCUUCAAAACAGUACAGUACAACAAGUACAACACCAGCCAUAUUAACAACAAUAAUACCAGUGAUAAAAACAACAAGUAAACCUAAACAAACAGGUAUCAAUGAAACUAUUUUAAUACCGCUCCUUAUAAACGAAACCAAGUUUUCUUCAACAUCACCGCCAGUGAAAUUAACUAGCAAAGGACAAACAGCUUUUCCGCAAACAACUGUUGAAAUAACAGCUCCUCCAAUAACUACUAACACUUCAACAGAUAUUUUACGAGCAAUUGUCCCAUCGAAGAUUUUGUCAUCAUCGCUCAUGGAACUUUCCCCUAUUACAACAACUGUAUCAUCAACAACUGAUGAAACAACAACUAUCUUGUCAGUAAACGUUUCUUCAACUGCUGCCUCACUUAAACCAUCAAGUAUCAAUGAAACGACCGUCAGCCCACUCCUUAUAAACGAAACUAAGUUUUCCUCUACAUCAGUGCCAGUACUAAGAUUCACUACCUUUCCAAAAUCAAUUUUACAAACGUCGAGGAUUUUGUCAACAUCGCUUUCCGACCUUUCCUCUAUUACAACAGCUGUCUCAUCAACAAUUCUCUCAAAAAAUAUCUCAUCAGUUAAUGUUUCUUCAAAAGCUGUCUCAGUAACACCUUCAAAACAGUACAGUACAACAAGUACAACACCAGGUAUCAAUGAAACUAUUUUAAUACCGCUCCUUAUAAACGAAACCAAGUUUUCUUCAACAUCACCGCCAGUGAAAUUAACUAGCAAAGGACAAACAGCUUUUCCACAAACAACUGUUGAAAUAACAGCUGUUCCAAUAACUACUAACACUUCAACAGAUAUUUUACGAGCAAUUGUCCCAUCGAAGAUUUUGUCAUCAUCGCUCAUCGAACUUCCCCCUAUUACAACAACUGUAUCAUCAACAACUGAUGAAACAACAACUAUCUUGUCAGUAAACGUUUCUUCAACUGUUGCCUCACUUACACCUUCAAAAACACUAUCAUCAAAUGGUGUCCCACAUACACCAAGUAUCAAUGAAACGACCGUCAGCCCACUCCUUAUAAACGAAACUAAGUUUUCUUCUACAUCAGUGCCGGUACUAAGAUUCACUACAUUUCCAAAAUCUAUUUUACAAACGUCGAGGAUUUUGCCAACAUCGCUUUCCGACCUUUCCACUAUUACAACAGCUGUCUCAUCAACAAUUUUCGCAAAAAAUAUCUCGUCAGUUAAUGUUUCUUCAAAAGCUGUCUCAGUCACACCUUCAAAACAGUACAGUACAACAAGUACAACACCAGCCAUAGCAACAACAAUAAUACCAGUGAUAAAAACAACAAGUAAACCUAAACAAACAGGUAUCAAUGAAACGACCGUCAGCCCACUCCUUAUAAACGAAACUAAGUUUUCUUCUACAUCAGUGCCGGUACUAAGAUUCACUACAUUUCCAAAAUCUAUUUUACAAACGUCGAGGAUUUUGCCAACAUCGCUUUCCGACCUUUCCACUAUUACAACAGCUGUCUCAUCAACAAUUUUCGCAAAAAAUAUCUCGUCAGUUAAUGUUUCUUCAAAAGCUGUCUCAGUCACACCUUCAAAACAGUACAGUACAACAAGUACAACACCAGCCAUAUUAACAACAAUAAUACCAGUGAUAAAAACAACAAGUAAACCUAAACAAACAGGUAUCAAUGAAACGACCGUCAGCCCACUCCUUAUAAACGAAACUAAGUUUUCUUCUACAUCAGUGCCGGUACUAAGAUUCACUACAUUUCCAAAAUCUAUUUUACAAACGUCGAGGAUUUUGCCAACAUCGCUUUCCGACCUUUCCACUAUUACAACAGCUGUCUCAUCAACAAUUUUCGCAAAAAAUAUCUCGUCAGUUAAUGUUUCUUCAAAAGCUGUCUCAGUCACACCUUCAAAACAGUACAGUACAAUAAGUACAACACCAGCCAUAUUAACAACAAUAAUACCAGUGAUAAAAACAACAAGUAAACCUAAACAAACAGGUAUCAAUGAAACGACCGUCAGCCCACUCCUUAUAAACGAAACUAAGUUUUCUUCUACAUCAGUGCCAGUACUAAGAUUCACUACCUUUCCAAAAUCUACUUUACAAACGUCGAGGAUUUUGCCAACAUCGCUUUCCGACCUUUCCACGAUCACAACAGCUGUCUCACCAACAAUUUUCGCAAAAAAUAUCUCGUCAGUUAAUGUUUCUUCAAAAGCUGUCUCAGUCACACCUUCAAAACAGUACAGUACAACAAGUACAACACCAGGUAUCAAUGAAACGACCGUCAGCCCACUCCUUAUAAACGAAACUAAGUUUUCCUCUACAUCAGUGCCAGUACUAAGAUUCACUACCUUUCCAAAAUCAAUUUUACAAACGUCGAGGAUUUUGUCAACAUCGCUUUCCGACCUUUCCUCUAUUACAACAGCUGUCUCAUCAACAAUUCUCUCAAAAAAUAUCUCAUCAGUUAAUGUUUCUUCAAAAGCUGUCUCAGUAACACCUUCAAAACAGUACAGUACAACAAGUACAACACCAGCCAUAGCAACAACAAUAAUACCAGUGAUAAAAACAACAAGUAAACCUAAACAAACAGGUAUCAAUGAAACUAUUUUAAUACCGCUCCUUAUAAACGAAACCAAGUCUUCUUUAACAUCACCGCAAGUGGAAAUAACUAGCAAAGGACAAACAGCUUUGGCACAAACAACUGAUGAAAUAACAGCUGUUCCAAUAACUACUAACACUUCAACAGAUAUUUUACGAGCAAUUGUCCCAUCGAAGAUUUUGUCAUCAUCGCUCAUCGAACUUCCCCCUAUUACAACAACUGUAUCAUCAACAACUGAUGAAACAACAAGUAUCUUGUCAGUAAACGCUUCUUCAACUGUUGCCUCACUUACACCUUCAAAAACACUAUCAUCAAAUGGUGUCCCACAUACACCAAGUAUCAAUGAAACGACCGUCAGCCCACUCCUUAUAAACGAAACUAAGUUUUCUUCUACAUCAGUGCCGGUACUAAGAUUCACUACAUUUCCAAAAUCUAUUUUACAAACGUCGAGGAUUUUGCCAACAUCGCUUUCCGACCUUUCCACUAUUACAACAGCUGUCUCAUCAACAAUUUUCGCAAAAAAUAUCUCGUCAGUUAAUGUUUCUUCAAAAGCUGUCUCAGUCACACCUUCAAAACAGUACAGUACAACAAGUGCAACACCAGGUAUCAAUGAAACUAUUUUAAUACCACUCCUUAUAAACGAAACCAAGUCUUCUUUAACAUCACCGCAAGUGGAAAUAACUAGCAAAGGACAAACAGCUUUGCCACAAACAACUGAUGAAAUAACAGCUGUUCCAAUAACUACUAACACUUCAACAGAUAUUUUACGAGCAAUUGUCCCAUCGAAGAUUUUGUCAUCAUCGCUCAUCGAACUUCCCCCUAUUACAACAACUUUGUCCUCAACAAUUGAUGAAACAACAAGUAUCUCCUCAGUAAACGCUUCUUCAACUGUUGCCUCACUUACACCUUCAAAAACACUAUCAUCAAAUGGUGUCCCACAUACACCAAGUAUCAAUGAAACGACCGUCAGCCCACUCCUUAUAAACGAAACUAAGUUUUCUUCUACAUCAGUGCCAGUACUAAGAUUCACUACCUUUCCAAAAUCUACUUUACAAACGUCGAGGAUUUUGCCAACAUCGCUUUCCGACCUUUCCACGAUCACAACAGCUGUCUCACCAACAAUUUUCGCAAAAAAUAUCUCGUCAGUUAAUGUUUCUUCAAAAGCUGUCUCAGUCACACCUUCAAAACAGUACAGUACAACAAGUACAACACCAGCCAUAUUAACAACAAUAAUACCAGUGAUAAAAACAACAAGUAAACCUAAACAAACAGGUAUCAAUGAAACUAUUUUAAUACCGCUCCUUAUAAACGAAACCAAGUUUUCUUCAACAUCACCGCCAGUGAAAUUAACUAGCAAAGGACAAACAGCUUUUCCACAAACAACUGUUGAAAUAACCGCUGCUCCAAUAACUACUAACUCUUCAACAGAUAUUUUACGAGCAAUUGUCCCAUCAAAGAUUUUGUCAUCAUCGCUCAUGGAACUUUCCCCUAUUACAACAACUGUAUCAUCAACAACUGAUGAAACAACAACUAUCUUGUCAGUAAACGUUUCUUCAACUGCUGCCUCACUUAAACCAUCAAGUAUCAAUGAAACGACCGUCAGCCCACUCCUUAUAAACGAAACUAAAUUUUCUUCUACAUCAGUGCCGGUACUAAGAUUCACUACCUUUCCAAAAUCAAUUUUACAAAUGUCGAGGAUUUUGCCAACAUCGCUUUCCGACCUUUCCACUAUUACAACAGCUGUCUCAUCAACAAUUUUCGCAAAAAAUAUCUCGUCAUUUAAUGUUUCUUCAAAAGCUGUCUCAGUCACACCUUCAAAACAGUACAGUACAACAAGUACAACACCAGCCAUACCAAGAACAAUAAUACCAGUGAUAAAAACAACAAGCAAACCUAAACAAACAGGUAUCAAUGAAACUAUUUUAAUACCGCUCCUUAUAAACGAAACCAAGUUUUCUUCAACAUCACCGCCAGUGAAAUUAACUAGCAAAGGACAAACAGCUUUUCCACAAACAACUGUUGAAAUAACCGCUGCUCCAAUAACUACUAACUCUUCAACAGAUAUUUUACGAGCAAUUGUCCCAUCAAAGAUUUUGUCAUCAUCGCUCAUGGAACUUUCCCCUAUUACAACAACUGUAUCAUCAACAACUGAUGAAACAACAACUAUCUUGUCAGUAAACGUUUCUUCAACUGCUGCCUCACUUAAACCAUCAAGUAUCAAUGAAACGACCGUCAGCCCACUCCUUAUAAACGAAACUAAAUUUUCUUCUACAUCAGUGCCGGUACUAAGAUUCACUACCUUUCCAAAAUCAAUUUUACAAAUGUCGAGGAUUUUGCCAACAUCGCUUUCCGACCUUUCCACUAUUACAACAGCUGUCUCAUCAACAAUUUUCGCAAAAAAUAUCUCGUCAUUUAAUGUUUCUUCAAAAGCUGUCUCAGUCACACCUUCAAAACAAUACAGUACAACAAGUACAACACCAGCCAUACCAAGAACAAUAAUACCAGUGAUAAAAACAACAAGCAAACCUAAACAAACAGGUAUCAAUGAAACUAUUUUAAUACCGCUCCUUAUAAACGAAACCAAGUCUUCUUUAACAUCACCGCAAGUGAAAAUAACUAGCAAAGGACAAACAGCUUUGCCACAAACAACUGUUAAAAUAACAGCUGUUCCAAUAACUACUAACACUUCAACAGAUAUUUUACGAGCAAUUGUCCCAUCGAAGAUUUUGUCAUCAUCGCUCAUCGAACUUCCCCCUAUUACAACAACUGUAUCAUCAACAACUGAUGAAACAACAACUAUAUCGUCAGUAAACGUUUCUUCAACUGCUGCCUCACUUAAACCAUCAAGUAUCAAUGAAACGACCGUCAGCCCACUCCUUAUAAACGAAACUAAAUUUUCUUCUAAAUCAGUGCCAGUACUAAGAUUCACUGCCUUUCCAAAAUCUAUUUUACAAACGUCGAGGAUUUUGCCAACAUCGCUUUCCGACCUUUCCACUAUUACAACAGCUGUCUCAUCAACAAUUUUCGCAAAAAAUAUCUCGUCAGUUAAUGUUUCUUUAAAUGCUGUCUCAGUCACACCUUCAAAACAGUACAGUAAAACAAGUACAACACCAGCUAUAUCAACAACAAUAAUACCAGUGAUAAAAACAACAAGUAAACCCGCACAAACAGAUAAAGAUGAUGACGAUGAUAGUGACAUCAGUGAUGACGAUAGUGGUGAUGAAGACAGUGAGCGAUAUUGAUGACGAUGGUGAUGAAGAUAGCAAAAGCAAUUCAAAUGAUGAUUAGAAUUAAAUUUAACAUGUUUCUCAUACCAGCAUAUUGUAUAGAAACUUUGGAUCAUUACCACAAACAUACCUUUGCUUGCUACAUAUAUACUGUGAGCUAACACAAACAUAUAUAAGUAUAUAAACGUAAAUUUUUAACUGCUUAUUUUAGUGCGAAUUCAUAGCCUUUUUACGAAAUAAACAUGUUGCAUAUACUUAUACAUUGAAACCUUUUCAUACACUUUAACAAAUUUCAUCGUAAAUUUACUCCAUGUUGUUCAAGUUGAUAAUGUGGUAUAAUAAGUAAAUACACUUUUAAUAUGAGACGUUUCAAAA